Messenger RNA from Peromyscus leucopus (white-footed mouse), 2465 nucleotides. RefSeq names its product low density lipoprotein receptor class A domain containing 1 (gene Ldlrad1). The transcript has 5 exons. Lineage: Eukaryota; Metazoa; Chordata; Mammalia; Rodentia; Cricetidae. Gene Ontology annotation, cellular component: plasma membrane. The record is from RefSeq and is a predicted model, not a curated record. Gene Ontology annotation, molecular function: protein binding. Bases 273 to 929 code for a protein of 218 amino acids.
UGCCGGAGCCUGAACUGGUUCCUGACCUAGGGGGCCAGCCUCGGGGUGCGAAGGGCUCUAGGGGGUGCCCCGGGACCUCGGGUUACAUUCAUCUGCCCUGGGGAUUCACUCCAAGUGGGAGCCAAGAGUGCUAAUAGGCAGACAGAAGCUCAGGGACGUUAGGGCCCUGUCACUGGGAGGACCUGCCUGAGUCCGUGUGAAGGGCAAAGGAGUAGACCCUGGGUGGAAGCCACCCACCGCGCUGGUGAGGUGUGGAAGUGUGAAGCCCGCAGAUGAGUCUGGGCUGUGAGGGACCAGCGGUUUGCCCAGUCUGCUUCUGGUCUCUUGGGCAGGGAGAUUCCGAGAGCCACGCUGCUGCCGGAAAGCGAGCCCGCCCUGGAGGGGAAGGCUGCGGCCCCUGCUGCUGCUCCCGCCGUGGGGCCUGCCUCUCGGCCUUCCUGCUGCUACUGCUGGCCCUGCUUGCCGUCUUGCUUGUCGUGGCCACUGUCCUCGGACGUCCGCCCCGCAUCCCAGAGAUCCGGUCCUGUGUGACAAUGACCAACAGGACGGGCUUCUUAUGCCAUGACCGAAGGCAGUGCAUCCCAGCCCACGGGGUGUGUGACGGCAUCCGCACCUGUGCCCAUGGUGAAGAUGAGGAGGAGAGCUUGUGCCGAGAUGUGCCCCAGAGCCUCCCCAGUUUCCUCCUGGCCCACUGUGGAGACCCAGCCUCCUGGAUCUACUCGGACCAGAAAUGUGAUGGCACCAACAACUGUGGGGACUGCUCGGAUGAACUGAGCCCAGUGACUGUGUGCCCACCUUGUGGCCCCGGAUGGUGGCCCUGCACUCCGACUGUCUUCAGGUACUGCAGCUGCAUCCCGAGGGUCCUGUGCCGGGACCGCGUGCAGCACUGUGCUGACUGGUCAGAUGAGUACAUCUGUCCUGGACCCUGAGUGGACCUCCCUCCACAGCAUGGAAGCGGGCACCGGGACCUUCCGCCAGAGCAUCGAACCCUAGACCACAGAGGCAGUAAGGAACCUCUGACGUCAUCCAGUGACAGCCUCCCACUCUCUCUAACUCUGAAUUACCUUUCCUCUUUUCAAGGCUCUCAGCCUUUACCUGGGCACCUCCAGUGACAAGGAGCUCACGUCCAUGUUAGAUAGCUUCUAACGAAGAUGAGGCGAGUCUGCCUCCAUCUUUUUAGGCCUGCCUAUGGGACCACACAGAGGAAAUAUGCUCCGUGGCUCCAGGGCAGGCCUGAAGGUCCCCAUCUUGUCGAUGUUUUUAGAGACAGAUAAAUGUGUGGCUCAAAUGCCGAGCAGAGUUUAGCCCCCGUGGAUAGAAAACAAAGUACACACAUUUACCACCGUCCAUCUGCUGCCCAAGGCAGAACUGCUGAGAUCCCAGGCCGCUGGAGCACGUUGCUCAGCUCACCAGCAGCCCCCAGUUGACCACAUGGGAUGCAGGUGGUAUCCUUCUAGCGCCCCAGGCUCCUAGUGGCUGGAGAGUGGGAGGCCCGGAGAGAGGAUCAGUACCUUCAGCCUCGGCCCUGAUUCACCUGACACUCUCCUGCAGGUUGGCAUUUUGGUCCUGAAGCCAGAGUGAGCCAUCUCCCUGAGUUCCUUCUAGCUUCUCGGCACCUAGGCAGGCAAGGGCAGAUGUACUUUUAGACAGAUGGGGAAACUGAGGCCCGGGGGAUAACUUGCCCAGGAUCAACGCUGGAACUGGGACUCAACUUCAGUCUCAAAGUCAGCCUGUGGAACCCUGACCUUAGGGCCUUCCCCACUCGUAAAGAAUAGAGCCACACCUUGGCUGGGGGGAGGGGGGUGACUCUAAAGAGGUAGCUUGAGGGACCAAAAGUAACCUGUCCUAAUCCUGAAAGAGAAACUUGGGAUCUGGCUAUGUGGAGGGCCCCUGUAGGAAGACACAGAGAUAACCCACUAGAAAUUACUAAAACUGGUUUUCUAUGUUAGUGUCUUAUAAGGUUUGACCUGAAAAUGGCACCAAAGGAGCCAGUGAGCUCUGGCCCUUCAUUAGUUCUUUCACUGAUUCAUGCAUUCAUUCAGCCAUUUCUGAACCGAGCUGGGAGCUGGGUCCCCAGAGAAGAGGCCUGGGUCCCAGCACACGAGCAGUGUGAGGCCUUGUGGGGAACCCAUGUCACCCCAUGCAGGGAUGAGUGAGGUAAGCAGGGAUGCUAGGCCCCAGUGACCCUGCUUGAGGGAUGUCCAGCCUCAGCUUGACCCUUCAGCUGGACUUCUCUGCAGAGGGCAGGCAGGGGUUGUCUUCAGGAGGAGGGAACCAUGUGAGCCAUGUGGCAGUUCUCCUCACCCAUGGACCGUCCAACAGGCUGGAGUGGCCAAAGCAUGGGCAUAUGUGAAAAACAAAGAUGCUCACUUCAUAAUAAGAGUACCGGAGACAGCCGGGCGGUGGUGGCGCACGCCUUUAAUCCCAGCACUCGGGAGGCAGAGCCAGGUGGAUCUCUGUGAGUU